GGUGGGCCCCACCAUGGUGGGCGAUGAGCACUCAGACCCGGAGCUGAUGCAGUAUCUGGGAGCCUCCAAGAGAACUGUCCUGGGAAACAACUUUUGUGAGUACUACGUCAACGACCCUCCUCGCAUCGUCCUGGACAAGCUGGAACGCAAGGGCUUCCGUGUAUUAAGCAUGACCGGGGUGGGCCAGACCCUGGUGUGGUGCCUGCACAAGGAGUGACCGAUCGAUCGCCGAGAAGCAAACCGCUGGCCCCAAGGCCUGCCCCCUCCUCCCACCCCCUCACUUGCCCUGCCCAGCACUAAUGGGCAGAUGAAUUCCCUGAAUUUUGCCCCCACCAGUCGGGAGGGCAGGGCCAGUGCCCUGGUGUAGGUCUGUGAGCAGGGUGAAGGGCUCCCCACCAGGCACCCCAGCAGGGGGUGGCUCCCGGGCCUGGGUGGCGGCCCGCGUGGCUAGUCCAAGCCAAUAAAGGGCUGUGAUGAGUGGUUGCUCCUCAGCUGUGCGGGUGCAUGGACUCCCACUGGGGUCAGCCCCCUCCCUCCCAGGGAGGGAGACCCAGGCCUGGGCGGAGGCCUCCCUUUGAGGCAGAGCCCAGAAACCAGGUAGGCAAAAGAAACACUUCAAUAAUAAUAAUAAAAAAAGUUUAUUGGUGUUUAAGAA
Molecule: messenger RNA, 655 nt
Organism: Echinops telfairi (small Madagascar hedgehog)
Lineage: Eukaryota; Metazoa; Chordata; Mammalia; Afrosoricida; Tenrecidae
Gene: GCHFR
Product: GTP cyclohydrolase I feedback regulator
Exons: 2
Coding region: 14-217 (67 amino acids)
Biological process (GO): negative regulation of biosynthetic process
Cellular component (GO): nucleus; cytoplasm
Molecular function (GO): GTP cyclohydrolase binding
Source: RefSeq, a predicted model, not a curated record